This is a messenger RNA of Danaus chrysippus (African queen), 486 nucleotides long. The record is from the annotation of a GenBank genome assembly. NCBI's taxonomy places the organism in Eukaryota, Metazoa, Arthropoda, Insecta, Lepidoptera, Nymphalidae.
AUGAUGUAUAUAAAUUGCACUACCACGUAUCUAUGCGGCGGUUCUUUUAUCAAUAAUCGUGUCGUACUGACUGCCGCUCACUGCCUGUAUCCAUGCGUUGAUCCAGCUAAUGACAUUUUAAUCCUUAAUUAUGGACACGCUGCCAUAGAUAAAAUGAAACAUUUAAAAGUUCGUAGAUUUCUAGUACAUUACAAAUACAGCGACAUCUCUCUGGAAAACGACAUCGGUUUGAUAUAUUCAAAUGCACCGGUAAAAUUUGGGAAAAGUGUGAAACGUGUAGCGCUGCUGAGUAUAUUUCCAAGACGAGCAACUCACGGUUAUGUUACAGGUUGGGGAUUAGUUAAUAGAGACCCUGAAGAACUGGCUACAUCCAUGAAAUAUGUUCACCAAGACAUAAUAAGACCCAGAGAAUGCAGACGUGGAAACGUGCCUGCUGGAAUCUUCUGUGGCCAAUCCAAAAAUGUUGAAGAAUAUCCAGAAAUGUAA